This is a messenger RNA of Capra hircus (goat), 1045 nucleotides long. It is a transcript of the gene TNFRSF12A, whose product is annotated as TNF receptor superfamily member 12A. NCBI's taxonomy places the organism in Eukaryota, Metazoa, Chordata, Mammalia, Artiodactyla, Bovidae. The transcript has 4 exons. Gene Ontology annotation, biological process: positive regulation of apoptotic process. The record is from RefSeq and is a predicted model, not a curated record. The coding region runs from base 71 to 460 and encodes 129 amino acids. Gene Ontology annotation, molecular function: protein binding. Gene Ontology annotation, cellular component: plasma membrane.
CGGGGCCGCCACUGUAUGCCCGGGUCCACCGGUGGCGAGCGCAGACGGCAGCGGCUGCCAGACGAGCACCAUGGCUCACUGCCCGCUACGCCCGCUGCUGCGGCUCCUCGUGCUGGGGCUCGGACUGGCGCUGCUGCGCGCUGCGGCCGGGGAGCGAGUGCCAGGCACCACCCCCUGCUCUCGCGGCACCUCCUGGAGCGCGGACCUAGACAAGUGCAUGGACUGCGCCUCGUGCCGGGCGAGACCACACAGCGACUUCUGCCUGGGCUGCACUGCGGCCCCUCCAGCCCCCUUCAGGUUGCUGUGGCCCAUCCUGGGGGGCGCCCUGGGCCUGGCCCUCUUGCUGGGGCUGCUUUCUGGCUUCCUGGUCUGGAGACGGUGCCGCAGGAGAGAGAAGUUUACCACCCCCAUCGAGGAGACCGGUGGGGAGAGCUGUCCUGGCGUGGCCCUGAUCCAGUGACGGGGCGCGCCCCCUGCCAGCAGGAGGCUGUGCCCGCUCAUCAUUCAUUCAUUCAUUCUGGAGCCAGCUCCAGCCUCCCAGACACAGCCAGAGCCAGGCUGCUCCAACCACAGGGGUGUGGAGGGAUGGGGGACAGUGAAUCACCUCUCUACGGUCUGGGCCCAAGCUUCCGAAGGGCCUUCCAAGGUGUCUGACCGCCCUGUCUCUCGCUCCAGAAUAGAAAAGGAGACCCUGGCUGGCUCAUGCCAGACAGCUGACGCUAAGGAACCGCAGCAUUUGCACAAGGGUCCCCACCCCCACCCCCACCAUGGCCUGGGGGCCAGGCUGACCUGAGGGACCGACACAACACCAGGCCCCACCCACUCAGAUGUACUGAAAUUCCACUACUUGGGAUCUCAGCCUGGGGCGGGGGGGGGGGGGGGGGGGGUUAGGGACCUGUUCCUAACACUAGAGGGCUGGCCCUCUAAUGGGGCUGGCCCUAAGACACUGCCCCCUCGAACCCCCUAACACAGGGGGAGAUAUUUAUUUGGGGAGAAAAUGUGGAGGGGGAGAGAAUUUAUUAAUAAAAGAAUCUUUAACUUUAAA